This is a messenger RNA of Eruca vesicaria subsp. sativa (arugula), 585 nucleotides long. The record is from the annotation of a GenBank genome assembly. Lineage: Eukaryota; Viridiplantae; Streptophyta; Magnoliopsida; Brassicales; Brassicaceae.
AUGGCGGUUCCAGGGGACGAUGUUGACGCUCUUUCCGACCAUAGCACUAUUGACUACGAAAGCGAUCACGAAUGGGUUUUCCAUGACAUGGCCGCUGCAGUUAAGUCCGGUGACGUCGUCGCUUUGGACACUGCCAUUGACAAUUUCGGUGGGCUAAUUGAUGAGCCACUUGAGAAUAAUGACUCGGCACUUCACUUGGCGUGUCUAUAUGGUCACCUCCCUUGUGUUGAGCUUCUCCUAGAAAGAGGAGCUAAUAUUGAGAUUAAAGAUACAGAUGAUGCACUUCCUUUACAUGAUGCUUGUGAUGGAGCAGGGUACUUAGAUAUAGUAGAAUUUCUUUUAAGCCGAGCUAGUAGUCCUGAAUGUGCGAAGAGAAUGAUUGAAACAAUGGAUAGAGCAGGUAACACUCCUCUGCAUUGUGCAGCGAGCGGUGAGCAUGUAAAUGUGAUUAGGUUUUUGCUAAGUUCAGGGGCUUCACCAUCGAUUAAAAACUUCUCCAUGGAGACACCAGGUGAUUUAGCUGAAAUAAACAGUGAUGCUAGGAGGAUCCUCGAAGCAGCGGUUGCCAACUCAAGAAUCUCUUAA